GCCCAAUUGGCUUGAAUUUCCGCCAAGCCUUCAGAAGCUGGGGCACAGACCAAGCUGCAGCAGGGGGUUUCUGAGAUACGUGUACGGAUUCGUGCCGAACUCACUUCGAACGCCAGCAACAAGGCUCGACCUCAACUCAGCACAACUCGCUGCGCGGCGUCGUUUCAAUUGACCGGUGGGACAGAUUUGCGCAGAUUCACUCGACCGCUUGCACUUGACCAACGUCUUCGAUCGGUUGUCGAGCACAUCGACUAGUCGCAGGCAACUUUCGGAGCGAUGCAAGCUCCUCCUCCUCCGCAGGGUCCCCAGGGCCCCCAUGGGCCCCAGGGCGGGCAGAUGCCGCCCAUGAUGCCCAGCCCAGAGCAGAUCGCCGCCAUGCAACGGCAGCUUGCGAUUGACGCCGAAAAGAUGGGCAUGACCGUGCCGCAGUUCAUUGAACACCUCAAGCGGCAGGCGCAAGAACGGAUGCACGCGCAGCAGCAGCAGCAGCAGCAGCAGCAAGCCCAGCAAGGCGGUGGCCAUCAACAUGAACACCAGCACCCCCACCAGCACCCUCAUCCUCACCAGCACCAGCACCAGGACACCUCCGGUCAGCCCCGGCCCAUCGUUCCGGGGCCACCUAACCCCGUCGCGUUGGCUCUCGCCAAGUUCCUGCGCAGCCAGAACCUGAAGCCGCGCACUUGUAUUCUCAAUGGCGAGCGCAAGGACAUGUUCAGGGUCAAACGCGCCCUCCGCGCCCUCCAGUCCGACGCCUACAAGGCCGCGCGCAAGAAGAACCCCGCCCUCCCCGAGAUCACGGACCGGGCCUCGCUCGAGAAUGCCUUCAAGCUCCUGCCGCUGUCGAUGCUGGCCCUGCGCGUGGUCAAGGCAGACCCGCACGACGGCCACGACCACGCCAAGAAGCAAGGCGGCAAGCGGAUCAAGGGCCUGUGGACGGUGCGCAUCGAGCCGCAGCAGGACGCCGGCGACGACAUGUACUACGUCUGGCUGUGGGAGGGCAGCCAGGUGAUGCGCAAGGUGUACGCCGGCCUCGCCCUGGCCGUCAUCUUCGCCCUCGUCUGCUACCCGCUGUGGCCCGUCAAGCUGCGCCAGGGCGGCUACUACCUCAGCUGGGGUUUCUUGUGCUUCAUGGGCCUGUUCUUCGCCAUGGCCAUCUUCCGCGUCAUUCUCUUCUGCCUGACGUACUUUAUCCUGCCGCCGGGCCUCUGGCUCUUCCCCAACCUGUGGGAGGAUGUCUCGGUGGUGGACAGCUUCAAGCCCGUCUGGGCGUGGCACGAGCCUGCGAGCAAGAAGAAGAAAAAGAAGAAGAGUAAGAAGUCGGAGAGGUCGGCGAGUGGCUCGGCAGCUGCCGGAGCGACUUUUUCCGCCACUACCGGACAGCCUGCCCCUGCGACUGCUACUACUACCGCGACUUCUACGCAGGUAUCCACGGCUCCGCAGCAACGUAGUAACUACAUGGCGCCGAGGGUGGAGGAGCUGGAGGAUGACGAGUGAGGUGUUGGUUACAGCAUCAAGCGGGGAGCGAGUGGAAAUGAGGGAGGGGGAGGGGGCUGCGCAUGUACUUUUAGGCCUGCAGUAAUCUGGUUGCUCAGGGCCGGUUCAAAAGGUAUAUCUGGUUAUUCAUAAAUGGAUCUGUUUGGGGAAAUUGUGAUUGCGCCGCCGUGGAGGCCGCAAUUAGCUCUUUUUUGAACGCAACCGCUCGGAGUUGUUCACGACUUUGACAUGACACUGUGCCCCGUGACGAUCAGCAUCCCGUCGCUUCAAG
Thermothelomyces thermophilus ATCC 42464 is the source of this 1765-nucleotide messenger RNA. RefSeq lists its product as uncharacterized. NCBI's taxonomy places the organism in Eukaryota, Fungi, Ascomycota, Sordariomycetes, Sordariales, Chaetomiaceae. Gene Ontology annotation, cellular component: endoplasmic reticulum membrane; endoplasmic reticulum. The record is from RefSeq and is a predicted model, not a curated record. The coding region runs from base 277 to 1494 and encodes 405 amino acids. Gene Ontology annotation, biological process: post-translational protein targeting to membrane, translocation. The transcript is spliced from 4 exons.